ACUUACACAACACCAACCUCAGACCACACAUCAUGUAGCCACUGCGUAAGAACUGGGAGGCAACUGGUUCAAUGUGCAUGUGAUGGCUUUGCAGGCAGUCUACGAGGCUGUUCGUGCCACACAGACAGCCCGCAGUACAACAAUCGACCCCAACUUGGAUCUGAGUGAGGUCACAAUACAACAAGUCGAUGAGUUCCUACGCCACCACGGCGAAAAGGAUAGGCCAGGCGCUCUACUGACGGCAUUGGCCGUGCUUGAAGCUCGUCCAGACCUUGUCCAUGACCAGUCUUCACGAGAGCCUCUCGCGGGAAUCAUCAACACCAUUGCACAGCUUAUGACGCCGACAUUAACAAUCACGCAAGAUGGUGACACUGCCGACUACCAGAAUGUGCGCCAAUCAGCAAGCAUUGGCAUCGAUUUGGUACAUCUGAUCACGUCACAAGACGAUGUCGAACUGUCCGCUGCAGCCACCGUUGCUUUAAUAGCAUAUACCGACGCGACGGUGCAGUGGUCGGAUCCUGAUCUUGCAGAAUCUGCACAAGAAGUCUUAGACGCUCACUUUGACCAUGGGAAUACCAGUGUCCAACAAUUCAUCCUGGAGGAUGUUCUACACGCUUUCAUUCGCCCAUUGUUCUCAAAAUCCCGACCCGCAACAGUGACUGCGUCCGGACGCAAAGCCGAAUUUGUGCAGACAAGUCGUUACGAUACCUUCAAUGCCGACGCAGAGGCGAACAAGCCCUGGAAAUACCAGAGCCGAUACGCAAUCACCGUAUUUGCAUGGACUGUCGACCACGCCGACCGCGAAACAAUUCAGAAGAAUUGGCAUCAGUUCACACCAGUCUUACUCACUCUUCUAGAUGAGACGGACACACCGUUAAAACUCAAAUCUCUUGACAUCUUCAAGGCCUUUUGGUCCAAGUGUCCUCCAGAUCUGAUGCAACAAACUGGCCUCGCGCAAGUCUUUGAAGACGCCAUAUUCCCUGCUGUGCUAUAUCUCCCCAGCCUGACCCCUGAGGACGAGUCCGUACAGGUGCUUAACGCCACAUACUCGGCUCUGUUCGCUAUAGCUGGCAUUGACGCAGAUUACAACACGUCAAAACCACAAAGUGAUCCCAAGUUCAGCGACAAGCAGCGCAAGCUGGUCCACAAGAUUGUCCGCGAGGGCAUUCUGACCGCAUACCAGCACUCAAGCGAGUACAUCCGCAUUGUUGAAGUCUUGUGCAAGCAAUUACAACUUGUUGUGAAUGGGAUGGGGAUUUUCGCUGUGAAGCACUUGAAGGAUGCCAUCCCAAUGCUGUCUGCCAUUAUCUCCGAUCCUUUCGCCACAGUCCAUCCGGCCUCUCUGAUCGCCGCGCUUGACGCCCUGCGCGCAGUGCAAAACACAUGCUGGCCGCGCGUCCCCAACUAUGCGAAUAACAUUAUCAAAAUGCUCAUGCUGUGCUGGCUGCGGAUAGAAGAGGAUGAGCAUUCAAACAACAGCGAUGGGCAGGACAACCCAGAGAAAGACGACCAACACCGGGGGGCGCCAAAUACGGUCAUGUUGGAAGCUUCAGUUAUCAAAGAGAAGCUGAAACAUAACGCACGCAUGUUAGACGCAAUACUGACCACAUCACAAGAAGAACAUCAAAACUCAGAUCCAGUAAGCGGCAAUGGGGAGAAGAUUGAAGAGAGCCGCCGGAGUGUCGGUGGUGGGACAUUAUCAGAGCGUGUGCGGCCACUUGUCGAGAAGCACAGGUCUCUCGGGGAGUUGUUUGGUCCUUGAGCAUCCGGUGUCAACCGUUGCGGCACGUAUCGUUAGAGGCUUCAAGCGUUUUGUGGGAAUGUGAAAUCAUGUAUCAAAGAGCAGCGGCAAAUAUCCAAAGGAAUCGUACGAGGUUGUCCUACCAAGAAUAAACUGCGCAUUAUCGCUCUGCCCC
This is a messenger RNA of Microdochium trichocladiopsis, 1916 nucleotides long. RefSeq lists its product as uncharacterized. Gene Ontology annotation, cellular component: centrosome; cytosol; nucleoplasm. NCBI's taxonomy places the organism in Eukaryota, Fungi, Ascomycota, Sordariomycetes, Xylariales, Microdochiaceae. Bases 83 to 1762 code for a protein of 559 amino acids. The record is from RefSeq and is a predicted model, not a curated record. The transcript has 6 exons.